AUGGCUAUGUCAAGGCAAACAAGCGUAGAACUUUUCACUCGUGGACUAGUGAAUGUCUUCAAAGAACAAUGGAAAGUCGUUGUAUGGCUAAAGCCCGGCCACAACAAUGCUGAUCAUAAUGAUCCUAUCGCAGCCCACAAAAUUAUUUUGGCAGCGAGAUCAAAGGUGUUUAAGAGUAUGUUUGAAUCAGACGAAAUCAAGACUUGGACCGUGAAUGAGACAAUUACUAUCUCCGAUCUUAAACGCCUAGUUUUGUCGAGUUAG
Molecule: messenger RNA, 264 nt
Organism: Arabis nemorensis
Lineage: Eukaryota; Viridiplantae; Streptophyta; Magnoliopsida; Brassicales; Brassicaceae
Source: the annotation of a GenBank genome assembly